Molecule: messenger RNA, 324 nt
Organism: Symbiodinium pilosum
Lineage: Eukaryota; Dinophyceae; Suessiales; Symbiodiniaceae
Source: the annotation of a GenBank genome assembly
AUGCGGGUGCACACCGUCAUGAUCGCUGUGUCCGAUGAGAUACCAUUCGAACUAUUUUGGCCAAUGGUCAAGGAUGACAUAGUUGGCGCGGUGCGCGAGCUGUGUCCACGUGGAAUGCCGGGAAUGGAGGAGGCAGUCCAAGCCGGCGUUGCCAAUAACGGUAUGGGGCCGAUUGCACAGAAGCUCACGCAGCAGGAGGCCGAAAACUUGGCGACGCGCGUUGGACACGUGGCCUGCAUCCAAGCAAGUGCAUGUCCGCCUGCAGAGGUCAAGAUUGCAGUCAAGCCCAAGCCUCUAGCCGUUCCCAGUCGGCUGCAAAAGUAA